Messenger RNA from Ornithodoros turicata, 2830 nucleotides. Its product is annotated as CCR4-NOT transcription complex subunit 2-like. The transcript has 15 exons. Gene Ontology annotation, cellular component: P-body; CCR4-NOT core complex. The record is from RefSeq and is a predicted model, not a curated record. Lineage: Eukaryota; Metazoa; Arthropoda; Arachnida; Ixodida; Argasidae. Bases 129 to 1667 code for a protein of 512 amino acids. Gene Ontology annotation, biological process: nuclear-transcribed mRNA poly(A) tail shortening; regulation of stem cell population maintenance; regulation of DNA-templated transcription.
GGUGCGACAGUCGACCGCCAUGAUUGUUUUAGAACUGGUAUAGUUUACUCUAGGUUGUAUAAAAUUUAAAAAAAAACUAGUGGCUUCUCAAUUGUGCAUACAUCAAACUGUCGUUUUUAUAACAGAACAUGACAUCACCCUCACCAUCACAACCAUUUGGUUACGGCCAACCUACUGGAAGUUCCCUAAUUCCUUUCUUCCCAUCAGUAUCGCAGCAGGCAGUUCUGUCUGGUGCUGCAACGGGACGGGGUGCUCCUUUCCCUGAUGUCUUUGGUGGUGAUAAGAACUCCUUCGGCGACUUGGGCCUCAGGGGGGCACUCUCCGGGACCCUUGCAGCAGGAGGGGGUCAGUUUCCUCCUGGCCCAGGACAGGGGAGCAGGUUGGGGGGCCAUGCAACGCCAACGAGCAUAUCAGCCUUCCCGCCGUCGUCGUUGCCGCCACCGCAGCAGGCAUCGCCUAACAGCCGGACAAUGCUGACGAUUGGCUCGAGAGGACUCCAGGGGCAGCGGCAAGUAGGGCCUGACCUAAAUCGGCUGGUAGGACUUGGCGCUCCCCCAAGGGCAGGGCACACGGAUCAAAGCUCUUUAUGGAGGAAUAGCGUUCCCGUAUCUAGCGGAAUUUCCGGGUUCGGAAUGUCGCACAGCUCCCGAAAUUUUGCCUCCUCACAGUUGAUGGGUAACAGUUUGCAGAACCCGCUGUUCAACUCAAACCCUGCGCUAGAUCUGUCAGAAUUUCCGUCGCUGACGAAUCGCAGCACGCAGGAGGGACAGUCUAUGGGUAACAAUCCCAUGGCCGGCAGGGCGCCCUACGACUUGCUAUCGAAACUACACCGCUCGCCUUCGUCCAGGGCAGUUGGAAUGGUGAAGCAGCCAAAUAAUGAUUCCAAUGAGUUCCACAUACACAACGAGGACUUUCCAGCGCUUCCAGGGUCACAAGGUCAGGAAAACAAUCAAGACAGCAUGAGCAAACAGCCGAGCAACUCUAAUAACGAAUCUUCAAAGGAUGGAGGCAGCUUUCCUGGUGAUAAAGGAACACAUCAACAAGUGAAGAGGGGGAUUCAGACGUCCAAAGAUGGCACAGUGACAAACAUUCCAGCGGGGAUGGUAACGGACCAGUUUGGCAUGGUGGGACUGCUGACGUUCAUUCGAGCGGCCGAGACGGACCCCAACCUGGUAUCGCUGGCGUUGGGAAGCGACCUCACCACUCUGGGACUUAACCUCAACUCUCCCGAAAACCUCUACCCAGUGUUUGGAGGACCCUGGGCAGAGCACCCAUGCAGGCCGCAAGACAUAGACUACCACGUGCCAUCUGAGUACAUCAUCAACCACAGCAUUAGGGACAAGCUAGCGACGAUCAAACUUAACCGAUACGGAGAUGAUGUCCUGUUCCUCAUAUUCUACCUCUUUGGAGGGGAUCUGCUACAACUCUUAUCAGCUGCCGAAUUGUACAGCCGGGACUGGCGCUUCCACAAGGACGAGCGGGUAUGGAUCACGCGGGCUGGCAUCUCCCCGACGGAGAAGACGUCCACGUACGAACGGGGCACGUACUUCUUCUUCGACCCCCUCAACUGGCGGAAGGUAGCCAAGGAGUUCCACCUAGACUACGACCGGCUGGAAGAAAGGCCACAACCUUACCCACACAUGAUGCCUCCGCACAUGGCCCCUUGAGUCGAAAAAAAACAUCCCUGGGCAGACCAGAUCGUGGCUCAAGUUUGGCGACAAGUAGUACACUGCAGCAGUCUUUCUAUCUUUCCUUCUUUCUUUUUUUCUUCUUCUUUUUCUUCUUCUUUUUUCUUCCUUUUCAGUGCCAAUCUGUAGGCCGGGGGAGGGUGCCACAAAUGCAACUACUACUUCUGUAGAAAAAGGGUGUUUCACCGCCACCAAAAAAUCUGCUAGUGCUUUGAGAAUCAUCGGAAAUCAGACGGGCAUGCGGGCGUAAAUUUUGUUCCACACACACGACAUUCCGGUGCGCUUUUUGUCAUUGAGGCAUAUUGUUCGCAGUCCAUCAAUUUGUACUUUAGGGAUGAAAAAAAAAAAAAAAAGUCUGAGCAGGAGAGUCGUGCCUGUAUUCCCAUUCUGUCCCUAGUCACACGAGCUACGCUGGUACUACAGGUUACGCUGGUCCUGCUCGAAUUUUUGGGAGUGAAAUAUAUACCUUCUGCAAAGAUGCCUCAUUCCUGCUUUCUUAAUCUCGUACAGCGGUGGGUCGCUCUUGCUACUGCGAAGUCGGUUCUGGGUAUGUCGCUUGGUUAUACAAGCUGGAACAAUAUUGUGUCUUCCCCUGCGCUGCCUGACAUUCUUAGUUUCAGCAAUCUUGCAUUUAAGGUACAUGCGGAUAAAAAUUAGCUCAGCUGUCGAGCACUGUCAGUUUUUCUUAGCCCUACUUGAGCACUUGCUAUAGUCACAAAUGCGCAGCUGUAUCAAAACGUGUACAUUUGUACAUUAGCAGCGUGUAUUUAAAGUGGUUGUAUUUAUUGUGUGACGGUUGUCUACAUCAUACGAGCAUUUUGCUUUGAAUUUGUGUUUUAGAUGGACAAAGUGAAAGCAUUUCAUUGAAAAAAAAAAAAAAAAGGUUUUGAAAGUGCCGGCAUUGCCAGGAAAAAAAAAAGUGUCGUUACGCUCCGUGAUGGACAUUUGUGCUGGGAAGUUUAACAUCCACGUGUGCUUACGGAUACGCAUUGUGUCGCCAAACUGUGAUGCCCCUUGUGAGCCAUCAGCCACUCCCAAAGGGUACAAGAUGUACAUACGCCUUUCUUAAUUAUUUUCGAGCAUUGUACAAAGGCACAUCCUUAUAACAUAGUUGUUUUGUCAAUAAAGAAAAUUGAGCUCCA